AGCAUGCGAGCAGGGAUGCCCAAAAGGAGAACGCAAUGGCAGAAAGCUUUACCUCUCCAAGAAGUUGUAUUCUUAGCUUGCUGCCAGCUAGCGGACCAAUUACCGUCAGCCACUAUGCGUGCUGCUUAGUGAGGAGGGGUGACCACUUGAGGCACUCUGUACAGGGGAUUCUCACUUCGCCCCAGUUUAUAACUGUUAACACUGACGUCUAUUUCCGCUCCUCAAGUUACCUCUGGGUCUUGGAGUGUCAUAACAGACAUGGAGCAGCCUCCUGGUCAAUUGCAGCGGGCGGCGUCAGUAAAUCAAGGACGGGAAGGCUCGCGCCCAUGCCUUCUUUCCGUCUUGCAAGCGGUCCCUUGCCUUUGGGAGCACUUCCAACCAGCGGAUGCGACGAGGAUGAGCUCCGUCUGCAAGUUGGCUCGCAACCAGCAUUUCGCGGGCUGCUAUAAACUAUGCCUGCGCGGCCGCGAUUUAUCGUACAUCUCUGAUGUGGAGCGUGGCCGAAAAAUAGAGCAACAUGUACAGUGGUUGCUAGCGAUGAUUAACCGAGGCUACCGUGCCACGCAAAUUGAAAUCGUUUGCGGUGCCCACCUGAAGGCCUCUCUGCUUAUCACACCGAUAUCCCGAGCCUUCGGUGCCCGCCUCACCUCCCUAUCUCUACACCUGGCUGAUCCUCACGACAACGCUUCCAAGGAAAACUCGCUAGGCCUUCCACCCACAUCAUCUGAUUGGGCUCUUCGCACAGCUGCCGCCCUGCCCGCCCUCGUCUCGCUCUCGCUUCACACGGCCUCAGUAAAAGAGGAGAAGACCGCAAUGCCGCUGCUCCAUGCGCUAGCGCCCCAGCUGAGGUCCCUGUCCUGGGGCUGUUGCUGGAUACGGCGGUUGCGGGGAGCUGUACUGCAGCGCAUGACGGGGCUGCAGCACCUGGCGUUAGAUUCCAGUAUGUCCAAAACGUCCGGUAGCGGCCAUCACCACGGACUUGGAAUCGCCCCCGCCUGCGCCGCCGCCCUCGCCGGCCUCACCUGGUUGCGAUCCCUGCACCUCACCUCCUCCAGCAAGUCUGACUUCAACACGCCCAAGGAUGCGGCUCGCGAGCUCGCGGCGUUGUCAGCUCUGACGGGCCUUACAUGCCUGGUCCUCAACACACCGGUUCCGGAACCCACAAUCGGGGUCUCCCCACCUACAGAAGAUCUCGUCGGCCAGUUCUACUUGAACUCCUGGCGCAUGUCACACAUCAUCAGCACCAUGCAAGACAGACUUGUGACGCUAGAGCUCGGCGGCUUGAACCUUCGCGCGGAAGAUGUGUUGGAGUUGGUGGGCUUUGCGAGUCUGAGGAGGCUGGUGUGCAAGCACAUUGCGACGCCGGCGUUUUCAGUGUGCUUGGAGCAGCACGGCAGCAGCGGCGGCGGUGGUAGCGGAGGAGGAGGAGGGUGUAGCGCAGGAGGGUUUCCGCUGGUGCCGCUGCCGCCUAGCUUGAGAGUGCUGGAGGUCCACUCCCUACCCACCCUGCACCUGGCUGCCAGCCUCGCCCUCGCGCCCAGCCGACCCAGGCUGGUGCUGGGGCCGGAUGUGCCGGACAAGCUGACCAAGGAGAGCUUUUACAAGAAGAAGUUUCAAGUUGAAAUAUCGUCCUCCCUGGCCCUCAUGGGUGGUAUUGCAGCGCAGCAUGGGCAUGCCUUACCGGCGGUGGCGACGGAGGCGGCAGCAGCGACGGCGGCCGCUGCUGGUGAGGUUGGCGGCAUCAGCGGCUGCGGCGAUGACGGCAAUGUCAGCGGCAGCGUCGACUGCGCGAGUGUGAGCACUGGCGUUGGCGCGAUCGGCGACGGCAGCAACGGCGGCGCUAGCGGCGAGGCCGACAAUGACGAGGGCGGCAGCACCACCGCUGCUAGCUUUGUUCGGCCGUGGCUAGUGGAGAUGGUGGAUCUGGGUGCGCGGGUGAUUGCCAGCGCUGCGGAGGAGUAUGUAGCACGCAACCGCAGGCCGGUACCGCAGGCCUUGCGGGACCAAGCGGCGGCUGAUGAGGCGGCGGCAGCGGCGGUGGCGGCGGCGCAUGCAUCGGCAAGGCGUAUGCCGCCAGCUGCAGCGGCAGCAAUGUCAGCGACGAUGUGGAAGAAGGAGGAGUGGAGAGCCGAAGCUGUUAGACUGGCGGCGUUGGUUAAAGUGCCGUACGAAUCAUACGUACGGGGCGCUACGGCGAAGCCGUUGUACGACAUUGAGCCAAGUGUACGGAUUAUCAAGCUGACAGUGUACGAAGACUAUCACCGAGUGGAGAUCACUUCGGACGAUCCCGCUGCGGUGGCGGCGGCGGCAGCAACGGACGCCCGCGAUGACAGCGACAGCUACAGCAUAAUGAGCAGCGACUUCUACGAUGAAUUCGAUCCUGGUUUCGAUCACGAUCCGUACAUGUACGGCAGCAAAUGGUAUGGUGGCGAGUUUUACAACGACCCCUUCGAUCCAUACGACGACCCCUUCGAUCCAUACGACGACCCCUACGAUCCAUACGACGACCCCUUCGAUCCAUACGACGACCCCUACGAUCCAUACGACGACCCCUACGGUGAUUAUGACCCCUACGGUGAGGGUUACAUGAGCGACGGCUAUGGCGGCGACAACCCCUUUGGGCUGCCAAGAGCCAGAUUUGGUGGCAUGUACGGCAUGGGCCGCCUGCACCACCUGCCCCCACCGGAUCCUCCGCCGCCUAGGGAAUGGCAGAUAGAGAACAGGAUUCGACGACGCAUGGAGUCGGGGCGGGUGCGCGGUGCGCAUGCGGGUUGGCUUGCUGCGCUGGCUCCGCUGCGUGGCUUGAUGGGGGCGGUCAACAUGGCGGUCAACAUGGCCGAUGUGGAGCUGGGGCCGGGACACAUGAGGGUGCUGCUUGCGGCGUGCCCGGAAAUCAAGUUCACCACCGGUCGGCCUGAGGACCACCAUGAAAUGGGGCGUAUCAAGGUCGAGAGGAGCACUGCUGCAGCGCUCGGCGCAUCACGUGAAAUGCCGGCAUGAGCACCGGGUAGAUGAUACCGGUAGAUAGCCAGCACGUGACUGAACGGUUCGGACCUCCCCGAGCAGCGCGCUGGUUUCCUUCCACUGGCCGCCUUCAGCUGCUAUCCGGGGCCGGACGGCGUUGAGGGUAUGGUGCUUUGGCAGCGUCGAGCAGUGGUCCGCAAAAUUUUCCAGUCCGCGUAACGUUGUAGAUUCGAGGCUGUUUCUUUGUUGUGCAAUGCAAAAGUGACUGGCUGGCAUGGGUUAUGCAGUAGGAAGACGGCUGUGUGCCCUGUCUUCGUGCAUAUGGGAGAUUAUGGUUUUAUGCGGCAGGUGCCGCCGGAUUAUUGGGCACUUCGUUAUUCGUUCUUAAUUGGUAUCGAGUUCCAGGACAGACAAAACAGUGUAUGAUCUUAUUACGCUGCGAUGAUCAGCAUACCGUGUAAGGACACGCGCUAG
This is a messenger RNA of Astrephomene gubernaculifera, 3438 nucleotides long. Lineage: Eukaryota; Viridiplantae; Chlorophyta; Chlorophyceae; Chlamydomonadales; Astrephomenaceae. The record is from the annotation of a GenBank genome assembly.